CUCUGCAUAAAAGCGUCUUUUCCUGCUGUCCAUAUCUCCCUCCAUAUCCAGCCGUUCCGAAUAUUCUUCUUCUUCUUCUUCUUCUUCUUCUCUUCUUCUUCUAUUUCACGAAUCCAUCAUGGCCGACACGACUCAGACUGCGAUGAACGGCACCUAUCCCGCGCAGCAAGCGUUCCCUGAACCUUUCAAUCCCGCACACGGUGGCUCCGUCGCCAACUUCCAGCCUGCACAGUCGUCUACCCCGACAAACGCUACGCCUGAACAGAAAGGUGACAUCUCGAAGGAUGAGGUCGGCUGGUUCUUCGUGGAGCAGUUCUACACUACCAUGAGCCGCAGCCCUGAGAAGCUGCACCUGUUCUAUUCCCGACGGUCCCAGCUGGUCUUCGGUACUGAAGCCGAGCCCGUUCUCGUUUCUGUGGGACAAAAGGCCAUCAAUGAGAGGAUCAAGCAGCUCGAAUUCCAAGACUGCAAGGUCCGCGUCCUGAACGUCGACUCACAGGCCUCCUUCGACAACAUCCUUGUCUCGGUGAUCGGUGAGAUCUCCAACAAGUCCGAGCCCUCCCGCAAAUUCGUGCAGACCUUUGUGUUGGCCGAGCAGCCUAACGGUUAUUACGUCCUGAACGAUAUCUUCAGAUACCUCGUCGACGAGGAGGAGGACCUCGCUCCCGAAGAGACUGCCGCUCCAGAGGCUGAGGCUCCUGCCAGCGAGGCCCCCGAGGCUGCCGUGGAGACGGUGGAGAAGGCCGUUCCUGAGGCCGCAGCUACUCAGGCCGACACCGAAGUCGCUGCCGUCCAGGUGGACAAGAAGCUGGAGGAGGCCGAGACCAACGGCGAAGUUGUGGAGGAACAGCAGCCCCAGGAGGCCGUUUCUGAGACCGCCGAUGCUGCUCCGGCUUCUGAGGAGACCGAGGCUACCCCCGCCCCCGUGGAGGAAGCCGAGGAGCUGAAGGAGGAGACGACCGCCACCCCGGAGCCUACCCCUGCGGAGCCGGCCCAGAAGGAAGCCCCCGCUCCCGAGAAGGAGGCUGCUCCUCCUGCCAGAGCCGUUCCCAAGACCUGGGCAACCAUUGCCUCCAAGAUCGGUGGUGCCGCCCCUGCCGUGCCUGCUAUCCCCGUCUCUGUUCCUAAGGCUACUCCGGUUGCCAGCUCUUCUCAGCCCGUUACUGUCACCCCCGCUGCUGCCGUGGCUGCCGUGGCCGCUGCCACCACCUCCACAACCACUGCUGCUGCUGCUCCUGCCCCUGCUCCUGCUGCUGCUCCUGCCGCCGCCGCCGCCGAGACUGGCUCUAGCCAGGAUGCCACUAACGACAAUUCCGGCUGGCAGACCGCCGGUGCGGACAACAAGAAGACGCAGGCCCGUGCGGGAGAGGAGCAGAACGUUCUCGCCUACAUCAAGAACGUCACUGAGAAGGUGGAUGCCACCCUGCUCCGCCAGGUUCUGUCUCGCUUCGGCAAGCUCAAGUACUUUGAUGUGAGCCGCCAGAAGGUAAGGGAAAAAAAUACCCCUUUUUUGGUUUUAUUUCAGACAGUUUCGAAAGAUGACUGACUUGCUAGAACUGCGCCUUUGUCGAGUUCGCCGAUCCCGCCGGCUACAACGCGGCUGUUGCCGCUAACCCCCACCAGAUCGGCACCGAGCAGAUCUACGUCGAGGAGCGCCGCCCUCGCGCCAACGUCUUUGGCAACGCCAGCUAUGGCCCUGGUCGCGGCGGUGCCAGCCGUGGC
This is a messenger RNA of Penicilliopsis zonata CBS 506.65, 1722 nucleotides long. RefSeq lists its product as hypothetical. Lineage: Eukaryota; Fungi; Ascomycota; Eurotiomycetes; Eurotiales; Aspergillaceae. The coding region runs from base 119 to 1546 and encodes 475 amino acids. Gene Ontology annotation, molecular function: mRNA binding. The transcript is spliced from 2 exons. Gene Ontology annotation, cellular component: ribonucleoprotein complex; cytosol; Ubp3-Bre5 deubiquitination complex. Gene Ontology annotation, biological process: protein deubiquitination; ribophagy. The record is from RefSeq and is a predicted model, not a curated record.